UUAUUUUUAAUAACACUAUAAUUUUGCACUUUUUGAUUUAUGAUUUCAUAAUAUUCCAAACCAAAGUAUUAAUAAGCAAAGCAAUGGGCAUGGUUUUCCCAGAGCACAACUCCACUGGAAUUCUUUCUUUCUCUCUCUCGCCCUCCCUCAGUCGCUAAUUAGCUGUAGCUAAUAUAUAUACACACGCACACCCAUUGCCUCUCCCCGAAUUGCUUUCUAAUCUAAUACUUGCUGCUCCCACUUCUCCUUGUGCUGUCUACGUAAUCAUGUCUUAUUACGGUCAGCAGCCUCACUUCCUAGAAGCAUGUUUUCUUUGCCGUAAACCUCUUGGCUACAACUCCGAUAUCUUCAUGUACAGAGGGAAUACACCAUUUUGUAGCAAAGAAUGCAGACAAGAACAGAUAGAGAUGGACGAGUCAUCCUCAAGAAAGAAGAAGAGCUGGAAAAUUUCAUCUUCCUCUACUGCUCGAUCUAUCAGGAACUCUGAGUCUGAAGACAACUCCCCCAACACCCCUUCUGUACGAACCGGCACGGUUGCUGUUGCUUGAUAUCUAUAUAUGAUGACAAUCAAUCGAAACUAUUAAAGCCAAUUUUGAAGUUUCAGGCAAAUCAGAUCUAUGAAAUGCAGCGCCUCCAGUCUUGAUCUGUAAAGAAGAGGUGGAAACUGGAACUGGAAUAUGAUUGAGAUACGAGAAACAAAGCAACAAUAUCCCUCACAGAUUUUGCUCUUUUGGUUCUUUCUUUUUUUCUUUUUUCUUCUUUUUCAAAUUUUAUUUUCUGGGUUGGUGGUAAUUAUUGAAUAUUGCUUAUAAAGAUCGAAGAGGAUGAAUGGAUGGAUUGUGCAAUUGUUCUACCAUCAUUUCUCGUCUCAGUUGUUUAAAAGGAGAAAACAACAGUCUCGAGGCAAUCAAAUUAACAGCAUCCAAGAAGAGAGAUCCUUUUUCAAUUUCAUGUUCUUGUUAUUUUCCAUUUGUACAGAGUACAUCCCAAUUUGGCUUCUUGGGUUUUGCCUUUGCCUACUCGUUAAAUCAAUGGGAAUCAUGGAUUAAACCAGCA
Molecule: messenger RNA, 1056 nt
Organism: Ricinus communis (castor bean)
Lineage: Eukaryota; Viridiplantae; Streptophyta; Magnoliopsida; Malpighiales; Euphorbiaceae
Product: FCS-Like Zinc finger 3
Exons: 2
Coding region: 267-548 (93 amino acids)
Source: RefSeq, a predicted model, not a curated record